This is a messenger RNA of Lates calcarifer (barramundi perch), 6787 nucleotides long. RefSeq names its product MAM domain-containing glycosylphosphatidylinositol anchor protein 1. The coding region runs from base 636 to 3518 and encodes 960 amino acids. Lineage: Eukaryota; Metazoa; Chordata; Actinopteri; Centropomidae. Gene Ontology annotation, cellular component: plasma membrane; axon; neuronal cell body. The record is from RefSeq and is a predicted model, not a curated record. Gene Ontology annotation, molecular function: axon guidance receptor activity; protein binding. The transcript has 18 exons. Gene Ontology annotation, biological process: synapse organization; homophilic cell-cell adhesion.
GGCCAGCAUCACUUGGAGUCCACAGACACAGCGCUGAUUGAAGGAGCGGAGGGGAGCUCAUUUUCAGAGCGCAUGAUUGUGUUAGAGGGGGCUUCACUAGACUGUCACCAGAGAGAGACAGUAAAGCCACUUCAACCACGCCUUUAAGAGUAAAUAAUCCACAACAGAGGAGACUGGGUUAUGUAGGAUUUUUUUUGUCAUGCCCAACUAGCCUUUCUUGAGUUUUUCAAAGGAAAAGUGCUUUUAUUUUCAUCUUUUGGAAGCAGGGGGGGAGGGACUCAGUGGAACCGAGCAGCGGUGAGAUCCAGCUGCCCGCUUUCUCCGUGCGUAAAAUAAAAGUUUAACACACCGAGGAGAUUAUUUGAGAGGUCUUGGUGCUCGACAAACUCCACAUUCUACUCUCCGGGAAUUGUUUUUUUAAAACAGCUCACACCGGACGCCCGCUGGAGGAGGAUAUAUAACUUUUCGACACGUUUCUUUAUUUUUCUGGAGAGGCUGGGAGGUGGGUUGGUUCUAACGGAGAGCGGAGGAAAUUCCUCUUCGCUGAGCCGGGAGGAGUGCGCACAGCGCUGGGCAGCAGACUGACCCUAAGGACGGCACCUCGCAGACAAGGUUAUGACGGAACUGAGCUGAACAUGGAGCUUUUCUGGAUUUUGUUAUUUUCUAGUGUCUACCCUCUUGCCUGGGGCCAAGGAGUUUACGCUCCAGCCAAUGCCCAGAUCGUGCACUCAGGCGCAGCAUGUAACGUCAAGGAUGAUAACAUCAGUGAGAGAAUCUACACCAUCAAAGAAGGAGACACGCUAGUGCUUCAGUGUAUUGUCAAAGGACACCCACGACCACAGGUACGGUGGACGAAGACGGCAGGCAGUGCAUCAGACAAGUUCCAGGAAACAUCCAUCUACAAUGAGACGCUGCGCAUCGAGGGCAUCCAGAGGGUGCAGGGAGGUCGCUACUACUGCAAGGCCGACAAUGGGGUGGGGGUGGCUGCCAUCAAGUCCAUCCGCGUAGAUGUGCAAUACCUUGACACGCCAGUUCUGACGGUGCACCAGACCAUCAGCGAUGUGCGCGGCAGUUACUAUCAGGAGAAGACGGUGUUUCUGCGCUGCACCGUCAACUCCAACCCUCCCGCCCGAUUCAUCUGGAAACGUGGGAGCAUGCUCAUCGAGCAGAGCAAGGACAACGGAGUGGACAUCUAUGAGCCGCUUUACACUCAGGGUGAGACCAAGGUGCUGAAGCUGAAAAACCUAAGACCCAAGGACUUUGCUGAUUAUACCUGCCAGGUGUCUGUCCGCAAUGUGUGUAACAUCGAAGAUAAGUCGGUCACCUUCAGGCUCACAAAUACUACCAGUCCCCCGAUGAUCCGGCUGUCAGUCAACGACACGGUGGUGGUGGAUCCCGGGCAGGAUGUGCUCUUAACCUGCGAGGUGACUGGAGGUUUCCCCCCACCGACUGUGACGUGGUCGCGUUACCCCGGCCCCCUUCCCCUCAGCGCCCAAGUUCGAGGGCCGACGCUGAUCUUGAGGGCUGUCACGCCGGCCGAUGCGGGCUUCUACAACUGCACAGCCGUCAACAAUGUGGGCAACCCCGCUCGCAAGAACGUCAAUGUCAUUGUCAGGACCAUGAGCAACCUGACCUUCCAAAUUACACCGGACUCCAACAAGGACAGCGAGACCAUCCAAAUGGGUCGGGACCUCAAGCUGUCGUGCCACGUCGAUGCCACCCCACAGGACAAGGUCAACUACACCUGGUACAAGAACGGCGCACCUGUCUUCAACUCGGAUAGCCUGAUCUUGCUGCGCAGCGACCCUGACAUGGCACCCGGCACCAGUAGUUUGGAGAUCGUGGACAUGAAGUUCAGAGACUUGGCUACCUACAGCUGCAUGGCGAACUUUCCAGGCAGCAGGGUCCCGGAGCUCCGUGUAGAUGUCAACAUCUCUCAGAACAGUGUCUCUCCUCCAGUGCUGUCAGUUCCGGCAGGAGGUCAGGUGGUCAGUGUGCGAGAGGGGGGUAAUGCAGAGCUGGUGUGCUUGAUAGUGGAUGGCAAACCACGUCCACCUCUGCUUUGGUCACGGACAGAAAAGGACCUCCUGAUGCCAUCGGGGAAGCUGGUGGUGGAGACGCCCGAUGGCCGCUUGAGGCUGAAGAAUGUCACCCGGGACAUGAUGGGGGCGUACCGAUGCCAGACCGCUCCGUACAACGGGCUUAACAUCAAACGCAGAGAGGCGCAGAUCACUCUCAAUGUGCAGUAUCCUCCUAUAUUGGACCCAGUCUUCCAGGACGUGCGUUCUAGGAACUAUCAGAUGGUGACUUUGAGGUGUACAGUCCUCCGGUCCAACCCGCCACGUCUCAUGGACAUCCGCUGGUUCCGUAAUGGUGAUUUAAUCCGCAUGCCCAUGCCGGACCUGAAGGAGACACCAGAGCUCAAGUUUAAGCUGGAACCAACCAACAAUGGCACUUAUGAGUGCCGAGUCAGCAAUACUGCAGGAACAUCAUCAUGCAUGUUUAAUGUCUCUGCACAACCCUACAAUGCAGAGUUUUACUUUGACACACCCAACCCAGUCCGGAUUCUGAAAGGAAACAACUAUUCCUACAAUCUGCAGUGGACACAGAAAGAUCCUGAGGCCACAGACCGUAUCAUAGGUUACUGGAUUAAUGUACGAAAGAAUAAGCAGAACCUAUUGUCGAAGCAGAUUGACCUCAAGGGUAAGGAGCCAGAGAAGGGUGUGCUGAUGUCCUACACCAUAUCAGACCUGAGAAUCCCUCUGUCCUACGAGGUCCGACUGGCCCCCAUCACCACCUACAGCACUGGGGACUAUAUCAGUCGAAUCAUCCAGUACUCAGAACCCUACACCUACCCAAGGCCUUCAGACCAUGUGUGUGGUUUUGAGGAUGAGCGGAUCUGUGGUUUCUCUCAAGACCGGAGUGACAUCUUUGACUGGACAAGACAGAAUCACCUGACGCAGAAUCCCAAGCGAUCUGCCAAUACCGGCCCUGAGACUGACCGCAGUGGAACCAAGGAGGGUUACUACAUGUACAUCGAAGCGUCACGGCCACGUGUUCAGGGAGACAAGGCUCGUCUGCUGUCUCCACUUUUUAAUGUGACCUCAGUUAGGGGCCCCAAGGGCUCUGGCAGAGUACCAUACUGUGUCUCUUUCUACUACCACAUGAAGGGCAAGCACAUUGGCACUCUCAAUGUGCUUCUGAGAGUGAGAAGCAUUGCCUCUGUGGAUUCUGUGAUAUGGACCAAGUCUGGUCAUCAAGGCCCGGACUGGAAGAAAGCGUUCUUUGACAUCAGCCCCAGCGGACCCUUCCAGAUUGUGUUUGAAGGAAUUCGAGGCCCGAGUUUCGAGGGGGACAUUGCCAUUGAUGACGUGUCCAUCACCUUAGGGAAGUGCAAACAGGAGAACACUGUAGCCAGCGCAGGUAAGACAGUUCUGAUUGGUGGAUCGCACUCGCUCCCAUUGGCCAGCUGGCUGACCUUUGGGCUCUCCUGCUUCCUGUCGCUACUCUACAGAUGAUGAGCACCUCCCACAGCACCUUCACCUGUCUGUGCCGACAGACACUGCCCUGACUCGCCCUCUUUUACUUCUCUCUCCACCCUUUCCCCCGUCCUUUCCUCUACUUAACCUGAUUUCCUCACCUGUCCGUCCUCGUCACUAGUUGUCUUUCUGUCCUUCAUGCAUCCAUUUCAUCCUUCUUGCUUAGAUAAAUGGUAAGACUAAGUCUUUGUCUAGUUUCUCUUCCUCUGCAUUCUUUGAACAUUUCCCCCUACCCCACCUGUCACUCAGUAUAACAAAUAUUUAAGAUGAGCAUAGUUAAUGAUCUUCGACAGUCGAACUUCACAUUCUCUCCUUAGUCACUCAGUUGGUCUGGUUAGAUUCACGUUAUCCAUGUCAGCGUGUCACUUUGUCACCUUUUCCUCCCCUCCAUCAACAUACCCCCCCCCCCUUUGUCGACACACUCUUGUGUAUCUCCACUCCCUCGAACCGCAGUCCUUGACGGCCCCCUCCACCCAAUUCCCGAGACACACCAAAGUGUCGGACACUCUACCAAAGAUGACAAAGGACCUGAGGGAAUAAAACGAGAGAAGAGGGAUUCCAGGAAGAAAGCGAAAGAGAGAUAGAAAGUGGGGAAGUCCUUUUUUUCCCCACAGAAACUGUCUCUCCUCCGUCCCGACCUCUGGGACCGUGGGAGCUACUGAAUGACAAAGAGACAGAUGGAAAACAAACUGAUGAAUGAAUGAAUAAAUAAACAAAUGGUGAGGAAAGGGCAAACCAGAAACAGAGGGAAAACGAAGGGUGCUCCUGCUAGCCUCUCUGCUUGCCCUCUGCUUGCCACAAGAGACGAACCUCAGUGCGGAUUAUACGUGUACAUUUAUCUAUAUAUAUUAAAUAUAACAAAGUUUAAACUAAAACACAAGUAGGACAGUGGAGGACUUUACAAAGUGAAAUUAAAGAAGCACAACGUUUAUACAACCUCUGCUGUUCCUUUGGGUUUUAUUCUACUUAUUAUGUGAUGUUGCAAUUUGUCAGACCUACUCAGUGUUUUUGAUAUUUUGCUUUUUCGUUUUGUUUUGUUUUAUGGCGUUACAAGGGUCAAGAGCAAUGGGUAAUAAAGUACUAUAUUAAUAUUUAUGAGAGGAAGAGACGAUGAUUUGUGAUCCAGAACCUGAAUUGAGCACGUUGGAGGAAAAUGCUGAGGGAAAGGAUGACCCAAGCCACCUGGAUAGAAACCUCAACUUUUCUUCGCACAAACAGUACAGUACUGGACACACACACACGCACACAUAUUCACCCAUGUGACGCAAACAAACGCACACUCGGUUUCCGCCCCGACAUCACAGUCUGGCUCUCAGCUCACCCUCUGCCUCAAACAUGUCUCAUCUGCUGAGUGACACAGGAGGAAAAACCGCGGAUGGUAGAUGCACUUUUCAUAUUUCUGCUCCCUUUUCAUAAUCUUCCCUGUCACUGGGACGUCAUGACUCAGAUGUCUGGAGUGAUCAACCACAACAGAAUAGCUGGACAUGUCUCUAAUUAGGUGGUACCGGAGGCAGAAAAUAACCUGGGGUUCAGCUGAAUAUAUGAUCGGAGAGCACUUCUUCCUCCACAGGUUACUAAAUGUCGUGUGAAUUUCCCAUACACUUGCAAGUGAAAGAUGGAGAGAAGACUGGUGGGUGGCGCAGCGUGGAUUGCAUAUCAGAUUCUCUGUCAUUGUUUAAUUAACGUUGAAUGUCUGUAGUGUACACAAUUUUCAUAAUCACAUAGAUAUGAUUGUUAACGUUAAGCAAUACUCAUAUCUAUAGAUCUAUAUACAAUAGUUUAUGAUUGCAUUUAAGAUAGCGGAUCAGUCCGCAGACAAACCAUUUCAUCCAAAAUACAUCAUACUCUGUACUUCUCUCAUCAUUUAUCAGUUCUGAUUUAUAAUUACCAGUGUAUUCACCAUUCAUGCAGUUCACUAAAUGUCAGCUGUAGCCAUUGAAAUCAUUCAGGAGGUAGUGUGUCUGCAUAUUGCUGCAUCAUGCUUCACCUUAUCUCAACAAAACUCCACAAUCACACUGCUCCAGUGUCUUGAUAUGCUUGUGUAUGCUGAUCAUUACCAUGUGCAUUACAUGUGAAUUAGUCUUUUCAGCACCUCAUGACAGUGAUGUACUUUUGCCUGUGUCAUGUCAUGUUGAGUUUAUCAUUGCACUUGUUUUUUUUCUUUUCUUUUGUUGUUUUUUUUUUUUUUUCUUUAUUGUAGUGGGUACAAAUUGUAUUUGUAAUUGUUCAAUCAUUAAUAGUACAUAAUAUACAGAAAUGAUGUGCCUAUCUGACUUGCCCAGUACAGUAUCAUUGCCAGCUUUUAGGUCCCACAAAGGUGUGUAAGGCAUGGUGGACAAAUCUAUGAAAUGCCACAGAUAGUAGUGUAUUAUAAGAACAGAAGAAGCACCUUGAAACCUACUGCAAGCAAAUUAUUGCAAAAAAUAUUUUCUCUAUUUUUCUCUAUGUUAUCUCCGUCAUCAUUUCCCUUGGUCUCAUGAGAGCCCCUGAUGGCAGGUUGUACCUGAACUACUUCAGAGGAGAAUCUGAGUGACAUGCUUUCUUGUAAAUGUAUCUUGUUCAUUCUGCAGUCAUAUCCAGUGCUCUAAGGCAAAGCUUAACAUGUUUUCAGCUUUUUUAUAAUCUCUUCAAAAUGCCUCUGUCAUUGUCCCAAAAACACAGCAUAGCAAAAAGUGUUUUUAGGCAUUAAUUAUUGCCAUUCCUCCAGUUCCGCCUGCUUCUAUGGCUAAAGGAAUUGGCUAUAUGUGGUAUGUAUAAGAACUUAAGUUGUACAGUAUCAUAACAUUAUCCAGCACUAUAGCAGCACACUGUAGGUCAGUAUGUUACCCAUACUAAAUACAUUUAGAAACAUCAUUAGGCAUUGAUGUGCAUGGCAUUUCAUCAUGCUGACUGUCAAAUCAUUCCUCAUGUUGCCUCACAUUUCAAUGACUGGAAUAACAGGGACAAAACCAUUGUUAUUGCAUUUGGACAUGUGACAGCUACAAAUUAGUAGACACAGUACUGAGGAAAUCUUAAGAUAUGGUGCCUGUAACCUUUGUUUUAUUUCCAAAACUGACACACACACACACACACUGUGUUGGUUUUUUAUGACAAUUUAUAACUUAAGUUUAAAGGGGAAGACAUUAUAUUAUUGCACCCUGAGAACAGAAUAUCAAAGCAUAACAUACACAUGUGCAAAUACAAUUAAUCUGAUCCAUUGCUGAGCUUUUCUUUUAUCAUUGUGUUGACUAAUAAAGCAGCAAGCAUCA